Molecule: messenger RNA, 735 nt
Organism: Cimex lectularius (bed bug)
Lineage: Eukaryota; Metazoa; Arthropoda; Insecta; Hemiptera; Cimicidae
Gene: Fis1
Product: mitochondrial fission 1 protein
Exons: 5
Coding region: 139-597 (152 amino acids)
Biological process (GO): mitochondrial fragmentation involved in apoptotic process; autophagy of mitochondrion; mitochondrial fission
Cellular component (GO): mitochondrial outer membrane; peroxisomal membrane
Molecular function (GO): protein binding
Source: RefSeq, a predicted model, not a curated record
AAGCGUACAUCAAAAAAUCUAAAUCGAUUCGGUGACCCUCAUCCCGUUCGAUAUCAACUCCUGCCUCCUCCUGCCAUUGCCACUGAGAAGAAGUUUAGGAAGAGAGGAAGCGGAUUUUUAUGAUUCUGAUUUUUCACGAUGGAAGAAGUAAUAAAUGAAGUCGUCUCCUCGGACAUCCUCAAGCAUUUUGAAGCUGUAUAUAAUAAACAAGUUGAAGAUGGAGAAGUGACAAAGAAAGCAACCUUCGAGUAUGCCACCUGCCUCGUGAGAAGCAGGUACUCUGCUGACAUCAGGAAAGGGAUCUGCUUACUUGAAAGCCUGUAUGAAAAUGGAAGCGAAGAAGAGAAGCGGGACUAUGUGUACUACUUAGCCCUGGGAAAAACUAAGAUAAGGGAUUACAGUACUGCGUUAAGGUAUGUCAAAGCAUUUUUAGAUAUUGAACCAGCAAACAUUCAAGUACAAAGAUUAGAAGCUGUCAUUAGGAAAAGGAUGGAAAAAGAAGGACUGGUGGGCUUUGCGAUUGCCGGAGGUGCUAUUCUUGCUGCAGGCGGCCUGCUCACUCUAGGCAUCGCAUUGGUCAAAGGAUCUAAAUCAUGAAUUCUUCUUCUUUAUUACAUGUUUUAAUUAUGGCCUAUUUUUGCGUAUUUAUUUUUCCACAGGACAAAAAUAAUACUUUUGUUAUAGUCAUAGAAGUGUGCACAUUGUUCAGUAACGUUGCAUAAAAAUUCAAUGUCC